AAUAAACAAAAGACUGAUAGAUAAACGGUGAAUUGCGAGAUUAAACGACACCACUGAAGCGAAGAAAGGGGCGUACGGUUCUGUUGUGGUUGGAGAUCCGAAUUUUGAUUAUCGAAUCGCAAAAUUCUGAAUCAAUCAAUCAAUCAAUCAGUAAUCAGAGCCAUCAACGACUGCAAUGGUCUGCGAGAAGUGUGAGAAGAAAUUAUCGAAGGUGAUAGUACCAGACAAGUGGAAAGAAGGGGCCAGCAAUACUACCGAGGGUGGUGGCCGCAAGAUCAACGAGAACAAGCUUCUCUCCAAGAAAAACAGAUGGACCCCUUACGGAAACACUAAGUGCACCAUUUGCAAGCAGCAAGUGCACCAGAAUGCUAAGUACUGCCACACCUGUGCUUACUCUAAAGGAGUUUGUGCAAUGUGUGGCAAGCAAGUUCUUGAUACCAAGUUUUACAAACAAAGCAAUGUGUAAUGGAUACUCGUGUUGUAUUGGGUGCCGUGUCUUCUUUUAGAUGCAUGGUAGCAUUGCCUUUCUUUCCAUUUGUCUAGUUGAUCCUAUUGCUAACUAUGUGAAGCUGUAAAGAACAAAUACAGCGAGGGAUUUUCAGUUAUCUGUCUUUUGUAAUAUACUUACAUGUUUAUUCUAGAUCCAAAACAUAUACUAUGGCGUGAAAAUUCCGGUUCCAUUGAGUUGUUA
Messenger RNA from Glycine soja, 691 nucleotides. RefSeq names its product cysteine-rich PDZ-binding protein-like. NCBI's taxonomy places the organism in Eukaryota, Viridiplantae, Streptophyta, Magnoliopsida, Fabales, Fabaceae. The record is from RefSeq and is a predicted model, not a curated record. Gene Ontology annotation, biological process: cytoplasmic microtubule organization. The transcript has 4 exons. Gene Ontology annotation, molecular function: microtubule binding. Bases 176 to 466 code for a protein of 96 amino acids.